Theileria parva strain Muguga is the source of this 1597-nucleotide messenger RNA. RefSeq lists its product as uncharacterized. The record is from RefSeq and is a predicted model, not a curated record. The transcript is spliced from 6 exons. Bases 92 to 1597 code for a protein of 501 amino acids. Lineage: Eukaryota; Apicomplexa; Aconoidasida; Piroplasmida; Theileriidae.
AUUUUUCUUUCUUCAAACCCUAUUUUAGAAAAUACUUUUAAUUCUAUUUAUAUGAUCGAUUUUUCAACCUGAUGUGUAAUUGAUUUCUAAAAUGGAGCUGGAAGUGGAUACAGUCAGACAAAAGGAGAGUAAUAAUGUGACAAAUUUCCCAGUGUCAGAUGAUUCUCAAAAUUUACAAGAAUUCCCCGGUAAUUUAAAGGGAAAUGAAUCAAAAUCAGCCUCCGACCAAGACGUUUACGAGGCUGACUUUUCAACUAUGGGCUCAGAUUCAUCUUUAUAUAAUGAAUUUGACGAAUCCGGACAAGUUCCUGAAAACUUUAACGUAAAUCCUAAAAAUGAUUCUAAUCUUGAUAAUUCUUCAAAUCUCCUAAUGUGUAACCUAAAUUCACAUCAACACCAACAUGUUGAGAAUCAUACCAGUUUUGCCACUAAAAAUGAUACCAAUUUUGAGAAUAAUUAUGAUACUAAUUUUGAUGCUAAGGAUUAUCCUACUUUUGAGAAUGCUUAUGAUACUAAAAAUGACACUAGUGAUGAUACUAAUUUCAACACUAAAGACGGUAAUUUUGAUGAUAAGAUUGAUACUGAAUAUCAGGAUAAAGAUGACAGCGAACCUGAUGUUUUAUUGAAUAUGAAUAAUGAAGAUGAAAAGUUACCUGAAGGAUGGGUAAGGUGCGGUAAUGGUUUAAAAACUGAGUUUCCGAACACUCCAAAAAACCAUUUGGAGGAUAAUCUUGAGUCCAGUAAUCUGUUUCUCGACUUUACUAACAGUCAAUCAAACUUUAGGCCAUGCAAUUCAGUGAAAAAUUCACUGAUGUCCUUCGAUCGGAGUGCAGUGAAGGAACUUAAAGGAGGUUUUGUUGCAAUAAAGGCUUCCAAACCUCUAUCUGAUAAAUCAUUAUACUCUAAAUCUAGGGAUCACCAUACUCCAAGGGACUAUAACCUUUCAAAUGUAAGAACUAAUAACCGAAACCCCAAGGUUAGGGGAACUAGCCUUGUCACUUCUCAUCAUUAUGGGAGAAAUAACACUUAUUUAAACUCUACAAAUGAUGAGUUUGGCAAUCUUAAAUCCCAAAAUGACUCUGAAUAUAAGAAGAACCUUAUGGUUCAAGUGGAACAGCUUGUAAGAAAAUAUCGACAACUUGCUAUCGAUGCUGUUAAUGCAGCUAGGGAUGAACAGAAAAGGUGUAAAGAGGAGUGUCAAAAAGCUUAUUCAACUGCCUAUAAUGCAUGCCUUAAGUAUGAACAGGAUUUAAAAAACACUGUUAAGUUUGCCCUUAAGGAGUACCAUCACAAUAGUAGAGAUGAGUACUGGUCUACGCCAGCCCAUAGAAACGAGUUUUCUGAGACUAACCAGACCCUUAGAAGCAAUCCCAAAGAUGAGAGGGUGGUUAACCACCGGCUUCUCAAGCAGGACCUGUGUUACAAUUAUGAAGUUGACGAAUCAUUUCUAACUGACUUUGAGAACAAGGUGUUUGAGAAAUUCAACUCCUUUGUUAAUCAUCAAGCCUUGAAUUUAGAGGAACUUCAUAAAUUCAACAAGCAGGACUCCAUCAAAUUUGUACAAUCCCUUAUUUCAAGCAAAUUAACUAACUUUUAA